Molecule: messenger RNA, 4603 nt
Organism: Zootermopsis nevadensis
Lineage: Eukaryota; Metazoa; Arthropoda; Insecta; Blattodea; Termopsidae
Gene: Teh1
Product: tipE homolog 1 phospholipid transfer protein
Biological process (GO): regulation of sodium ion transport
Cellular component (GO): plasma membrane
Molecular function (GO): sodium channel regulator activity
Source: RefSeq, a predicted model, not a curated record
GGCGCAGCGCGAGUGACAGGGCGGUUUCAGUUGGUUAUCAGCUGGUCGAACGGACGUGGCAACGGUGUGUACGACUAACCACCCAGACCUCGUAGGGUCUGUCAGCCUGUGAUGGCGACUUUCCACUUGGCACAACUUCAACCGUGGCGACUACAACCACCAUUUCGAUAGCCAACAAACAAGCCGUCGGUCUCCAUUCAUUCCACAUAAAACAACGCUACAACUCCAAUACAUGAAUGAGAAGUCUUUCUUUUGUUUCUUCAAACCAUAUACGAGUAGUGGAUUACCAUGGUGAUUUGUUGCCAGUCGUCUUUUAUAUGCACAGAGAAGUUUUGUAGUUUCGUAAAAUAUGUUCAUUCUGUUUCAACUCUAGGUUACAGGCUUGUAUAUAACAGGAUUUUCGUCAAUAAUAGCAUACAUUAAUUGUUUUUGAAGUCCAAAAUAUACAAAUGGAACAUUUUGCAGGAGUUUUGUAGACACUACACAACAACAGCAGAUGGUUUGUAAUAGGAACAAAACUGUUCUUUUGUUUUAAACACGACUAAUUGGAUAGAUUUUCAGUCAAAAAAUUGUGUGAAUUUGAUGCAAAGUGUUUUGUUUUGAACCUACACUGUGAGGUAAAGUAUCUCAUGUGUGGAAAUGACAUUACCUUGCGAAUCGAGUGACGUACAUGCUACCGGAAAUGCCUUUUUCGUUGGGGUGUGUGGUAACUUCCUGUCGUUGAUUCAUCAGUCAGCAUUAUUACCUAUCUUAUGUUGGUUUUAUUUUGGCAUAUUUUGAGGUAUAUGUCUUAUUUCAUAGGCGUGGUUCUAUCCUAGCCUCUGAUCUGAUUCUUGUAGCAAAGUUUGAACACAUCAAGAAUCAUUUUGUUUCUUUAGAAAGUAUUUCGUUUCGGUCUCAGCUGAACAUCAUCAAUUUUAGAACUAAAUAUGGAAGAAAAAAAAUAGUUUUACGGCCUUGUCAUCAGUAAUGCUCAUUAGUUUAUGCAUCUGUGCCUUAUUUCAUCAGUCAUAAGAUAUACAGUGCAUGCUGACUACUAUUACUUUGCUUCAUUCUGUUCAGAUAAUUGAAUGUCGUCUUAGGCCCACAUCCGAACAGUCACAUCAUACAUAGGUCAAAGCUUCUACUAAUAUCGUCAUAGUUUUCCAUUAACAGCAACUGUGAUAUCCUCUGCAUUGCUUCUUCAUUUCACAGGCCGAGGUGGAAAUUAUUCCGCCAUUGUCUCCAAAGAUAUCCAUUCUCAUGUGAAACAAAUUGUAGAUUAUUAUUUGGAAGUGAUUUGUCAGUCUUCAGUUCGAUGACAACAUUUAAUAUUUGCUAGACGCCGGUGCGAAGUGUUAGUUUGUUUCUGAAAGUUGCCCAUACAAUCGGGUCAGUUAUGAACUGCGUUUCGUUUGACGUGGUACCGGAGACACUUUGACUCAGACAGACGUGAAGGUCCUUGCAGCAGAAGCGUGUCUUCCGGUUGGAUUUGACCAUGAGGAGCAGUAGCUCGGAGCUGCUCCUGGACCAACAACAGGAACUCAGGAAGAGGAAACUGCUGGAACUGGCUCAACCGAAGAAGAAGAAGGCACCGAAAAGGACAUGUCGGGAAAGGGUGUGGUUCUACACAACAUCCUUCCUAGCCAUGACUGCAGUGGGAGGAGGAUCUGCACUGCUCUUCCUUGUGCCGUUGUAUGUGGACCCUGCCAUAUCCACUCUGGCGGCAGACUUUGUUUCCGAACCUGUAAAGUGCGUGACCACAAGGAGGGAAGAUCUGUGUGGCAUUUUCAAUUGUACUUGGAGUUCCUGUCGGGAAGGUUGCACCAGCGAUAUGUACAGUUGCACUCACAUAUAUGUCAUGUAUUCCACCGCGCCCUACUAUACGAAAAACGCAACAUUGAUACCACAGAGUGACGACGACGACGACGACGGCAACUCCUCUUCAACCGUCUCGCCUUCCUCCGUACCGACCUCAACGACGCAAUCUGGAGAGAACUUCACUGAAGAAGCAGUUCUGCUUGUGAACAUCAAGGGGUGCGGUUAUCCUCCUGAGGUUGACUGCGAGAAUUUUACCACGAUAUACGGCAGAGAAAACGCUGAGUUUCCCUGUUUUUACUCCCGUGGGAACAGAACCGUGGUUCUUAUCCAUUACAACCGGGAGGAACACGUGCAGGUGAUAAUCCACUAUUUUGCUGUGCCGUUCAUCGUGACCUUGGUAACGUCGGUAGUGCUCUGCGUCAUGUAUUGCGACUGUCGGUGUGGCACCGAGCGAUCUCACAGGAGAAGACGCACGAGGCGGUGUGCAGUCGAAGACGCCAGAAAAAAUUGCUUAGCACCAAACAGCAGAUGAACCAAGAAGGGCGUAGAAUGAGCUGGUAGCGAACAAUAACACGGUACUAUCCCAGGAUUUUCCUGGAGAGUCUGAGGAAAGUGAAACCUCAGAAUAUCCGACUUCCGGGCCGAGAAUAGAAUCCGACACCAGCAGUGGUAAACUCACGUCAAGUUGCGACGUUUCGUAAUUAAAAAGUUAGUCGGAAAGAACAUGGGGUGUUUACUUUGAAAUAGAAUCUUCAAAUUGACCUCUUCGAACUAUUAAAAAAAAUGCAUCUUUUUAAGGCCUCGGGAGGAUUUUACCUCUCUUACCGCGCGGAUCCAAGUCAUCAGCACAGUAUUGCUUGCUUGCUACCUCCUAAGCUCUGAUUAUUUAGCUGUCUUCACGCGCCAGGGCUCCGCUGUUCGUGUUGCAACGAUUUACGAGUGUACGCUGACCUUGAAGCAUGCAAUUUAGUGAAAGCUAAUGUGCAGGACGUAAAUUGUUCACAGUAAAGUGUCGGUUCAGAGACAAUCAGAAUGGAAUUCGAUAUCAUUUACGAAAGAAACACAAUAUUUAUGCAAGAGCAUUAUCGGACGAUACAGGCCUACUACUUCUGUGGAAUCAAUUGUGGUGUGUAAACUUAUGUUAAAACCUAGAAGAUUUCGACAUAUUCACCGCUGUGACAACCUGAAAUGUUUUCUUUCAAUUAAACAGAUAUGAGGUUGUAACCCUUGAUUUGCUGUUAUAAAUAACCGGAUUUGUAGCCAUAGUCUCAUAAUGGAAAUAAGCAAGUCCUCUGCUAGAGUAUCCCUCUAAAACCUUAUUGUAAGUGCACAUUCCAAUUGAUUUAACAGUCAGUAAAUCUGUAUUUUGUAUUUAUGGGUUUCAUACUAUUGUCACUCUAACAGCGAUCAUAUUUUCCAAACAGUAUUAACAAGUUUAUUGUGUAGCGGAAAAUUACUGUUUUACAUGAGGUAGGGGUUGAAUUCUUCGGCGUCAAGCGUUUGAACCUCUCGUCAAAAUUUACGGACGUAGGAGUGAGAUUUUUGUGAGCGACCUGUGUUUAUUGCCAACGUCUCUUGAUUAAUGCAACAAACACAGUUCAGUCGAUUUUAAACCCAUUGACACUCAAUUUAAAACUCCUGAUGUUGGUGUUACAGUGUUAAUUUAGUUUAAAUUGAAUCGUUUUUAAAGACAGCUCCCAGUUAUAAAACACAUUCGGCUGUGAAUGCGGUUUUUUAGUGUCACUUCAGAUUUAGGUAUACUCUAAUUUGCGUCGUAGUUGCUUUGCUGACACACAGAAUACUACCAUACACUCAUUAAAGUGAGGGUUGUGUUCCCGAGUGGAUAUUUAACAUUAAACUUCGAUAAUUGUGUCGAAGUCUAAAGGUUUUUGACAGUGGUGCGUUAAAACAUGUAAAAAAAAUUCUCUCGGAGUUUGUCCAUCAUCUUAAAUUAAAACGAAGUGUUGGAAGCAGAAUGCAGUUUCCAAGACGCUGUUUUAUUGUUUUAUAACUUAAGAUAAUGGUCAUAGUCCAAAAGAACAACUUUACACAUUGGUGAUUAUGAUCUUUAUUCUUAAUCCGAAAUGGAAAUAAAAUUGUAAUAAUAAAAACAGUUUUCUGAUGAGCGAUAAAUCGAUCCUCGAGUCUAAUUGGUUUAGUAGAACCGAAUGGUACAGUGAUUGAUAAUGAUGAGUUUGAAAAGAUGUGGAAGAGAUAUUUCGUGAUUUAUUUCAAGGUAGCCUUUUAUCUUAGCACUCGUAUGUCUCAUGAAAGCCAUGAUGAAUUUCAUCAGUAUAUCUGGUCUGCGAACCGUGAUUGAACCCAGUGAGUCCUGAGCAGGAGUUAUAACAUCACAGAUACGGCGUUCAGUCUGUGGUGGUUGAUUUGUCAUUAGUGUAGUUUUCUCUAGUCACUUCGGAAGAAAUUAACUAUAUAUCUUUAGUUAGAUGUGCAGUUAUUCCUUGGUUCAUAUGAUGGACCAGUGAAGUCGUGUUGGGUAGGAGAAACAAGACCAUUUUUCUGGGAAGUCACUCAGUUUCUUAGGGUGACUGGCAUCAUUAUCGAGAAGCAGCGUAUCCACCGAAACAGUCACGUGCGGGCAACCUCGAAACUGAAUGCUUGUGUGCUGAUACCCGUCGCUUAAAAAGGAUGUGUCGCUAAGAACGAAUGUAGCUCAGACCGAAGACUUGUGAACUGGAGUUUAUCUUUAUUAAAGAAUCACAUUGAUUUUAAUUAAACUUCAUAUUUGUGGCAAUAUUACAAAUUGUAAACAAAUCAUUUUGUGCAAAGUCAUAACUGUAUG